This is a messenger RNA of Porites lobata, 11420 nucleotides long. The record is from the annotation of a GenBank genome assembly. Lineage: Eukaryota; Metazoa; Cnidaria; Anthozoa; Scleractinia; Poritidae.
AUGUCAGUAUCACUCAAACUUUGCAAUGAGGUUUUGAUGAAGUACUUUGGAAAACCUGAGGAAGUUUACCCUCUAUAUAUUGCAGUGUAUAUCCUUAAUGGUUUUCUCUCGGUGACCGCGGUUUUCGGAAACGCAAGCCUAAUUUUUGCGCUAAGGAAAACUUCAUCAAUUCCUUCGUCAACGCGAACUCUACUUCGGUUCUUGGCGAUAACAGACCUUACAACUGGGGUACUAGAUCAUCCACUCUACAUUGCCGUAAUUUCAAAAAUUCUACAAAAUUAUAGCUGCGAGAACGUACAUGAAAGUUUGCUAGCAUUUUUCUUGGUAGAUGCUUCGUUAACUAGUUGCUCAUUCAUGGUGGUGACUUUCAUCGGAGUGGAUAGGUUUCUUGCAAUUUAUUUGCAUCUUAGAUACAAUGAACUAGUCACUACAAAGCGAAUAAUCACCGUGGUACUUGCGUCGUGGACUUUUUCCCUGGCUACCAUUUUCAUAAGUGUCUUCUGGUAUUUUAAAGUUGGAGAAGUGGUUUUGCUUAUUGUUGCUUACUGCUCCACGUUUUUGCUCAGCAUCAUAUACAUUAAACUUUUUCUUGUCGCUCGACAACACGCAGCGAGCAUAAACAGCCAGGCACAAGUGGCAAUGCAUCUGUCAAGUUUCACAAGCAUGGCUCGAAUCAAGAACUUAGCCAUCAAAACCUUUUACGUAUAUCUUGUAUUUUUGCUGUGUUAUUGUCCGUACCUAAUCACUUUAACUGUUUUGCUAGUGAGUCCUCAGCCGAAUGCGGCGAUAAAGGGAGCCAUACAGCUUACAACAGUUCUAGUGCUGCUCAAUUCAUCGUUAAAUCCAGUCGUUUUCGGUUGGAAAAUGAAAGAAGUUCGACAGAUCGUUAAGAAUGAUUUAAAAAAUUUCAUGUUUUGGAAAGCAGAAGAUGCUGUAUAAUCGAAAGUUUGCAUUUCUUUCCGGCAUUUUACUGGUAAGCACAUUGGGUCCUUAAGAAGGCGCUUCACAAGUUUUAAAAAUCAACGAGCUUACAUACACUUUCAAUAAAAUGUAUAUCUCAGUGAAGAUCUUUCAGUCACAAAAGUCUGACAGUGACCUAUUUGCUUGCCAAAACAGGUUUUUUAAAUUUAACAUGAAAUUUUUUUUUAAUCUCGUAAUUACUGAAAGUAAUCGUGUGUUUUUAAACAGUUGAUAAAAAUUUAAGAUAACUGACAUUGAAGUCACGAGCACUUUAGAGCAAAAAUAACAACAACAACAACCAAAAGAAAAUAUAUCUUGGUUUCAGUGCUCAACAAACUUAAAAGUUGCAGUAAUUUAUGCUUGCCAAAAGUAUUUUAAAUAGCUGUCAAUUAAAGCUCACUCAUUUAUAUUUGUUUACAACCUUAAUCGUUUUUACAGGUAAUGUGUCUUUCUUACUUAAAAGUUUUCAAGUUGUUGUUCCCUAAAAGAAAAUCCUGAUAAUUUCCUUAACAGUUAGAAACAAAGAAAAAAAAAACAGUUAGACUGAGCUGACCGGGAAGGGUGUUCCGCCGUUAACAUUCAGCGGGCUCAAGGAUUUUCACUUCCUGCUUUUUGUAGCAUUUAACACACAGAUGGUUGAAUGGAAGUAAAGAAACUGAAGGAGACUAGAUAGCGAUGUUCGCUGGCUAACCUAACUAUCAUUGCAUUAUGCCGUUUUGUGUAGUUUUGGGUCCGUCUUAAUUGACCGUUGCAAGAAGGUUUAGUUAGGUUGUUGGCGGUAUAGAGCUUUAUGCGCUGGUCGUGAAUCGAGUUCACGAUCGGAUCGGAUCGAUCAGUUCAGAUGUUUUAAUUACCCUCGAUAUCGAGCUGGUAACUUGACUCUUUCACAGCUUUUUUUGCCACCAAAUUAGAAACGAAAACAAAAAAUUUCCAAUACCUCACCUUAGUGUCAUGCUUAGCCAACAACUUUCUUUGGGCGUCCCUGGAAUAUGGACUAUCUUUUCGAUUUGUUUCUCAUGUAUUUUUAUUUUUAUCAUCAUCCGCAACAACUAAUUUGUAACGUUUUUCUGUUUUACUCAUUGAUCUCAGGUCAUCAUAUCAUUUCGAGUAUGCCGAUUAUAUUGAUAAGAAUUGUGUGAUAUAGCAGUUUUAUCUAAAGGGAUCCCGGAAGAACUGCAUUUAAGCAUUUACGCAUGCGCAGAAAAUUCAUUACCGAUACCCGGGAUUUGAUAUUACUGAGUGCCUUCCUGAAAAGAAGGACUUAUUUCCGCUUUGGUACCCAAAAAAUAUCACUCACUGUACCAACAUAGAGUUCAAAACCUGUGCGAAUUUUUAAUUUUCAGUGAAGAGCCGAGAUUUGUCAUCUAGUCGAGAACAGCUUUUUCUCCACAGUCAAGAGAUCUCUUUUAUUUAAGUGAACAUUGUUUUUCUUCAACUCUUAAUCACAACUUUUCACUGACCCGAUCUAUAUCGAACCUUGAUCAAGGCCUUCAAGAAGAGCAUAUAAAGCAUUAUCAGAUACAAAACACGGAUUGUUUUGCUCAGGCCGGCCGAUUUAUAUUAUUUUCAGUAACUGUAAGAGCAGGUCAUUAAAUUGGAAAAGGGCCUGACCUACCCUUUCCACUUUAGAGGACACAAAAAAGAACUCUUAGUUUUAAAACAACGGAAGAUGCAUAUAAGGAUUAAUUGAUCUUUGAAUGCAAGUGAAGUAUUCCAUUUUUUUUCAUGAAUACAGUUGUUAUGUUGUGCUUUUUAAAUAAAUCCAGCUUGGUCAACAACUUCGAUCUGUCUUCAGUUUUGCCAGUCGAUCCCGUGACAUAAAUUGUGACAAACAUAACUUUUUUUUUGGUUGAAAUCUGCAUUUAUUGCCAGGCAUGAAACCCGUAACUUCAAGCUCCCCUGAGAUAUAUUUGGCGAUUAUGUGAAUGCAGAAGAAUGGGUUAUGUGCUUCUGGUGAAUGUCAUGGUAUAUUGCUGAGCGAACAUCAAAAUCAGUCAUGCUGGGUAUGCCAAUUUCACGCCCGGCAUGCAAAACCGGACGAGCAAAAACUGGGAAUGAAUCAUCAGCCCGGCGAGAGAUCUAGGACCUAAGUUUAGGGCUGCGAGGGCAUGAACCCAUUUUUUCCAUGCCUAUGAGAUGUUAUUUCUAAGUACCAAUGGUCCCUUUCAUUUUGUCAUGCCCUUUAAUUUUGUCACGGCUCUCUCAUUAAUCCUCACUGAAUGCAAUUUUUACGCUCGCUAGGCCUGUUCAAUUGAAAAUAAUGCCCAUACCCUCAUUCAAAACAAAAUGCUAUCAAAUUUUAGUUUCCAAGCUGUUCGCUUCGGAGAAAAACACAAGCUUAGAAAUGCCACAACGCUCAAAGUAACGGGGACCCGCUACCGUUCGAAACUCUACGGUACCUCAUUACUAAGAAAACUUGCGAGAAAAUAAUUUCUCAAACUAUGUUCAAAUGUGUCUACGCGUGACGAAUUGGGGAUAACUGGUACUACUGAGAUCCACACUACGGUCCCUCCAUAUGUAAAUGUGCUAAUACUGCACAAGGGGAGAGUAAGAUUGUUGUUAGUGUACUUGUGACUUUCAGAUCUCUUUUUAAACAUGUUUGCAAAGUAAGUUGGUGCCUGAUUGCAUACACUUGAACAUCUGAACAGCGUCUCUUAAGCCCGAAAGAUUUAAGUACUGGAAGAAUCUUAAACUCUUUGAGUGUUGGCGUUAUGUGACCGUAUUUUCUCUUCCCUAACAGUCUAAAGGCAAAGUUCUGAACUAGCUGAAGUUUCAGUAGCAAUGUUCAAUUUGCUAGUGCCUGACCACACAGACGAACAAUAAAAAAGCCUUCGAGGUCCUUGACAGAGUCAACAACGGGCAAUUGCUCGGAACAUUAAUUAUGGAUAGUAUGGCCAAUCGCUCCAGCACCUUGGAAGAGCCAAACAGACAGUACUGGUCUUUUUAAGGUUUAUGAGAACUUUAUUUUCACAAACAACAAGAGGAUGAAAAGCGACUUAAAUCCAGUCGUAGUUCGACAAGUCCUCCAUUAACAUAUUUAUUUUAAAGUUAAUUGCAUAAUGCUUAGAGUCAUCUAAAACAGUGAAAGUGUUACAAACUGAUAGAAGGUCUUUUAUGUAGAACACUUGAAGGGGAUGAACCCUGUGGACCUCCAUGCUUGAUCGAGGGAAGAGUAAGCUGUUGAUUCGGACGCGUUGUUUUUGUCAGUCAGAUAGCUUUGGGACCAGGGCAAAGGCAAUUUAGAGACACUGAGAUUUUGUAAUUUUACUAGCAGUUUCUGGUGGUCAAGGCUAUCAAAUCCUUGCUUAAAUCCAGUAUUAAGACGGCUGCUACCUUUUUUCACGUCGAUAGCUUUGUACAAGUAGCGAGUGAAAAGAAUCCCCAACAGUUCCGUAGAAUGACCGAGUGAAAUAAAAUUAACGUAAGUCAACCCUGACCAUUUUUUUUUCUGAAAUUAAAUGUUAAUUAAUUGACCAAGUGGUAAUGAGUAUAAGAAAACCACUUCACGUUUGGAGUGCCUGUCCGUUGCACUACGAAAUAUGAUUAUGAAGGCAAAUAUCAUUUCAAACGCCAAAUUUAAAGUUAAAUUACUCAAAACUUAAAUUUAAUUAACUCCAAGUUCAUUUGCUCCAAAACUAAAAAGUACUGAAUAUAUUUUUAAAUUCGUCACCGAAUCGCCAAUUUCGUUUGUUUUACCUUAUUAUACCUGACGCUUAAAAAAGGUAACCUUUGAGGGUGGACCCCCCUCCCUACCCCCUUAUGGGCCGCCAUCAUAGGGAGUGUCCCUAUCUAGGGGCAAGCGCGCUUCAAUAACGACAUGUGCAUGAAAUUAUUACGUAUAGUAAUGGUUUGAUCGGAAUUCGGUAUUAUUGUCAGCUUUAAGAUAAAGAUAGGAUUUUGCUGGUAUUCGUCACCUGGUAUACAAUAUAUCUGGAUACAGGAGCAGCCUGGUACAAGUUUUAUUUUUGUUGUUGUUGAACAACAUUAUCUUAUAAACUCCUUUUUAAUCUGGCAAAUUCUCACGACUGGCUAAAACCAUUUUCCCUGAUUCAACCGGUUGCUUCCAAUGACAUUAUGAAAAAUUAACGACUCAAGAACUAGCUGACUUAGCUUUCAAAAGUUCACUCAUUGACGGUUUAUAUUCUUUUUUUUAACACGCUUUGAUAUUCAAGAAUAUGUUUGACAAAUUCAUUGUAAUCUCACAGGAGGCCAGAGGAAACAUCAUUGGUUUUUAGAUCAUACCGCAACGAUACAGCAGGUUGAAUCUUUAUUAGGUAAUUAGAAAAAGCUUGCUUGCCAAAAGUAAUUCAUUGGGCUGUCAUACUAGUUUGCUUUUACGGUUUUAAUAUUAAAAUUUUUAGAAAAUUUUUUUAUGUUUGUUUGAACUGCUUUGUUAGCAUAAAAUGGAUUAUAUUGCAAAUCAAGAGAGAAAAAAUAAAUGUUUCCUGGAAUUAAAGCGAAAAAAGGUUGGUGUUGUCUUUGGUAAAAAUUGCCUGAUUGUCACAAGACGCUUCGCUCAGUUCAUAUGUUUCGUUUUCCUCAUUCGUAGCCAACUGUUCAAUAAAACGUCUUUCGUCGAAUUUGUUGAUGAUCAAAAAAGAAAGUGGAUGAGCAACGAGUGUAGAAGUACCAUUUAACGUAUUUUUCGCUUUUUGGAAUAAUAAAAUGUCAGUGGUUUAAUUUUGCAUAAGAACCGAACGUUCUGGGCUUUGCGCCUUUUUUUCUCUGAGUUCAUAUUAACAAAUACAUGAUUAAUAACUGAAAACAUAUUUUACAGUGAAGAGAUGCUAUGCUAGCAAUAAUUUCGUGAGUAAAAACAUUAUUACUAGUCAAGACUAGAUAGAAAACCCUUUGAAUGAAUGAAGAGCGAAAAAAAGGAAGUUCUGAUUUGUUCACUAUAUAAUAUAAAUCUAAGAAGCUGGAGAAAAAUCAAAAUGGUUGUUUCUUUCCGUUCAGUCAGCCUCGUAAAUACUAAAUUAAGAAUUGCAGGAGCGAAUUUUUUGGGGGAAGCAGUAUCAGAAAAACUCACGCGACAACAACAAACGUCACAGCUCCCUGCAGGUAUAGUAAUAAGCAUUCAGGGUUUUACUCAGGAGGGAUACAAUUCAAGGCAGCAAGAGGCCCAAAAGACAGCAAUAAUUAUUUUAAUAUCAGGUGCUACGAUUCACAGCGUCAUUAUCAUUUGACCAUAAUAUCCCUUUUAUGUAUUCAGAGAAUCAUUACCUACAAAGCACCAGUUUAGAAAUUGUUGCUUUUUAUUGGAACAUGUGUAACUUAUAAUGUUUUGGUAAUAAAAAAAUAUUAAUGAAAAGGACACGAAAACUAAAGCGAUAUUCAACUAGUGCCACUGGGCCAAGUAAUUUAGUUCAAUUUGUAGUCUUAGAUCAAAGAGAAAAAAAAACUAAACAGGAACACUUGUAUGCUGAUACAAGUAAGUUUAUUAUUCUGCAUAGACUUCGGUAAAAUAAUUCAUUUUGUGGAGUCAUUUCAGAUCAUUUGCGACAUGUCAAGUGCUUCAAGGGUCGAGCUGUGCGUUUGACGAGUUAGAAUCAAACAUUUGAACAAUUAGACAAGUGUGUUAAUUGCCACUCCAAAGCGGCCGAAAAGUGCUAAUCUAAAAACAUUAUAUUGCCUCUUGUGCCAAUUUUCUCAUUAAGUGUCACCUGUGUCAUCUGCGGGUAAUGGGACUUCUUUUCUUUGUAAGACAGAAACAAGGUGCUUGCUUUUCAUUGUAGAGCGGAUAGAAAAUGGAAGUAACAUUCAAUCUUUGCAAUGAAGUUCUGAAGAAGUUCUAUGGUAAACCAGAGGACGUGUACCCACUAUAUCUGGUUAUGUGUGUUCUUAAUGGCGUUCUCUCUUUGACCUCGGUUUUGGGAAAUAUAAGUAUAAUCUUCGCGUUAAAGAAAACUUCAUCAAUUCCUUUGUCAACGCGAAUUCUAUUACAGUGUUUAGCGCUAACAGAUCUCGCCACUGGUUUCCUGGGCCAUCCUCUUUACAUCGCUAUCAUGUCAGGAAUUCGGCAAGAGUAUAGUUGUGAGAAUAUCCAUGUAAUACUAUUUUCAUUUUUCAUGAUAGAAGGUUUGUUACUUUCCGCAUCACUUACAACAGUGACUUUAAUGGGAGUGGAUCGGUUUCUGGCAAUUUUCUUGCAUCUUAGAUACAACGAACUAGUAACUCCAAAGCGAAUGGUCACCGUAGUACUUGCGUCGUGGAUUUUCGGACUAGCUACCACUAUCAUCUCUGUCUUCUGGUAUUUUAAGGCUGGGGAGACACUUUUGCUAAUUUUUGGUUAUAGCUGUACCCUUUUACUUAGCAUCAUACAGCUAUUUCGAGAAAGGUUGUCGGAAAAAGUGCACGCGACAAUCCAGAAAGGCAUUGUGGGUGGUUUUGAGUUCACAGUUCUUCAAAGAAAUUUGAAAGAAGUGGCACGAAAGGCCUCGAAAAUGUGUUUUUGAGUGUUAAAGGAAAGCAAAAAGUAGGUUCGAUAGUUAAAGUCGUCAGAAACAGUGUAUCGAUCAUAUCCCAUAUUACCUUUCGCGAUUGUCGCGUGCACAAUUUUCCGACAACCUUUCUCGAAAUAGCUGUAUACAUCCGGGUGAAACUUUUUCCGUCGCUCGUCAGCACGCAGCAAGCAUAAACAGCCAAGCGCAGGUGGCAAUACAUUUGUCAAAUUUCACAAGCAUGACUCGGAGCAAAAACUUGGCCAUCAAAACAUUUUAUGUAUAUGUUGUAUUUUUGCUGUGUUAUUGUCCUUAUUUAAUCGUCUUAACUGUGUUGUUUGUUAGUUCACGGCCGAGUACAACGAUGAAGGGAGCUGUUCAACUUACAACAGUUUUAAUGAUGCUCAAUUCAUCGCUAAACCCUCUGGUGUUUGGUUGGAAAAUGAGGGAAGUUUGUCAAAACGUUAAGAAUUAUUUUAAAAGUUAUUUUUUCCAUAAAUCAGAUGAAGCCUUCUUUCGGGUUACACGUUCAGCAGACAAACAUCAAAAAAUCGCAACUACUCCAGCUUAGUCCUAAGUAGAAAAUAAUAAUGCUGGCGGGAAACCUGUGUGUAACUCGUCGUCGAGAGCCUUCUUUAGCUUUAACAACUACAGAAGGCUGUUUUUUUUUCUUUUUUUUUUUUCUUUAAAUCCAUCAGAUAGUGUUAAGGCAUCAAAGGUUUUUAGUGCAUUUUGUCUGGGACUUAAACGGAUUUACUUUCAAGCAUGGAAUGCUUGCCAAGGGCAGUUUAUUUAGCUGUCAUUUUUCUGCCUUGCAUGUACGGUUUUAAUAAAACUAGUUAUUCGUGUUUAUUUGCAAUCUUUCUUGAUAGUUCAGUAACGUAUCUUUCGUGCAUUUACUACUGGGAGUGUGUCAAAGGAUAGCAUAGUAGCCUUUUCCAGGCGUUCAGAUAGUAGAGCCCGGGAGAAAAAUUCACGAAGAAAAAAAAAACGAGGGAAGACUAGAGGGGAAAAGGGGGAGAGAACGGUGCCCUCCCCCCGUUUUCCCGGUGUACAAUUUAACUCACCCCCCACUUACCGCCGCGCCCUACUAUUUGAACGCCUGGCAGGCUCAGCAUAGCUUAUUAAUAGUCAUUUGAUGCUGUGUACUUUGGUCACCUGUAAGGUGCUAUUUGCAGAUAUUUCUAACUUUAUAUAGGCAGGAGCCUAUCAAUUGAUGGGCUCCUGAUAUAGGGUAAACAGAGCCCGGGACAGAGCGAUCAGUAAAAGGUUUGUUAACUUUGCAAAUUUUGUUUGCUGAUCAGAGGCUGGUUUGCCAGUGUGGGUACGUAGAAAUACACGCAGGUAAAAUAAUAAAAUGCGGCUUGUUUCAAAGCAGGACAGGGUUGUAAAUCUUUUUCUUAUCGGCUGCACAAUAUAUCUAAGGAACAGAAGAGAAUAGAUAUAGAUUACGGGGAUACAUAAUAUGGAACUAAACGUCCGGAAUACUCGCACUAAGUGCCUCUAAUUCGGUUCCGAUUGGUUUAAAAACAACCAGCUCCUGUUACAACUGACACAUGCGCAGCAUCGUGACACAGUCCAUUUAAAUAAAAUAAACGAACAAACAAACAAAAUUAAACUUGGUUUCGUAUAUUUGGUUUAUCUUGUAUUCUUGUUAUGUUAUUGUCCGUACCUAAUCACUGUAACUUUUUUGCUAGUGAUUCCUCAGCCGAAUGCAGCGAUAAAGGGAGCCAUACAACUUACAACAGUUCAAGUGCUGCUCAAUUCAUCGUUAAAUACAGUCGUUUUCGGUUGGAAAAUGAAAGAAGUUCGACAGAUCGUUAAGAAUGAUUUAAAAAAUUUCAUGUUUUGGAAAGCAGAAGAUACUUUAUAAUCGAAAGUAUGCAUUUCUUUUCGGCAUUUAACUAGUAAGCACAUUGGAUCCCUAAGUAGGCGCUUCAUAAGUUUUAAAAAUCAUUUUAUCCCACCAGAUCAUGAAUAUCUGACCCAAAACACCUGUUAACUUCAAUCCAAUUGUUGGCUGUUGGCUUACAUGACACUGGCGAACACGCAGACUAUUUUAGUGCAUCUUACAUGAAAAAAACAUGACGAGGCUCGAAGAGCGAAAUAUAUUUCGAGGAUUUCAAAACUUCUAGAACAUUUUUAUUUUUACAUUUUACAUUUCUUAUACGUGCGUCGAAUGUGGUAAAGACGUGAUGUCUUAUUUUGCAAGUAGUUCAAGUUAUUCGAACACAUUCCUAGUCUCUGCAUUUACAAUUUCUCAAAAAUAAGGACAAUUAAACAUUCUAAAAACGCGACUGACCGAACGCAAACGAGCGACGAGGAAUGGUGACGUCCACAAUCACAUUGCUGAGCACCAUUUAAAGACGAAACAUCAAAUUGACUGGGACUCUGCGAUAUGUAUAACGUAUGCUACAGACUACUAUCAACGUCCUACUUUAGAAAGCUGGUUUACUUACUUAGAACAAACGCCACUGAAUCGUAGCCAACAGUUACCAGUGCCGUACAAACGACUUAUUGACGAGAUCAAGCAAAACUAACUACGAAAGAACGACUGGAGAACUGACAAUUUGACUAACAAUAGACGACUGUUUAACUGUGACAAUAGAAGGAUCGAAACGCACCAAUUACUUAUUACGAGUCUUCAUAGCCAAUCACGGCUUAACUGACAGACGACGAAUAACAUCGCGACGUAAUUGACCAACCAGAUCAAUAACCAGAGUAUAAUACCAUCAACUGACGUCAUACAACUCACUUUGACUCUGAAGAUGACUACCGAAAAGGUUGUCGAAACGUCAGUCACUGUCAACAAGAACAGUCCUCUUCAGGACUACGUUCACCCCGACGAUCAAACUCAACCUACUUUUGGUUCUAAAAAUUAUACCGGUGUGGUAAUUUUUCGACGAUCAAAAACGACUAAAAGCCGGCUAAUUAAUUUCCUGUUAUGUGUAAACGUAAACUAACAGCAUUUAGUAAGUUUUAUUAUAAUUUUUGUAUAAAUUACCUUCCAAACGUCACACGAACACGUAUAAUUAAUUAAAAGUCAUUUAUUAAGUGCGGAAGAUCUCCACCUGGUAAGUCAGAAGAGGCCGGCUGCUGCGGAUAGAGAAAAUGACAAUGUUAGCAUCACUCAAACUUUGCAAUGAGGUUUUGAUGAAGUAUUAUGGAAAACCUGAGGAAGUUUACCCUCUAUAUAUUGUAAUGUAUGUCCUUAAUGGUUUUCUCUCGGUCACGGCGGUUUUCGGAAACGCAAGCCUAAUUUUUGCGCUAAGGAAAACUUCAUCUAUUCCUUCGCCAACGCGAACUCUACUUCGGUUCUUGGCGAUAACAGACCUUACCACUGGGGUACUAGGCCAUCCACUCUACAUCGCCGUAAUUUCAAAAAUUCUGCAACAUUAUAGCUGCGAGAACGUCCGUGAAAUUUUGCUAGCAUUUUUCCUGAUACAAGCUUCGUUAACUGGUUGCUCAUUCAUGGUGUUGACUUUCAUCGGAGUGGAUAGGUUUCUUGCAAUUUAUUUGCAUCUUAGAUACAAUGAACUAGUCACUACAAAGCGAAUAAUCACCGUGGUACUUGCGUCGUGGACUUUUUCCCUGGCUACCAUUUUCAUAUGUGUCUUCUGGUAUUUUAAAGUUGGAGAAGUGGUUUGUCUUAUUGUUGCUUACUGCUCCACGUUUUUGCUCAGCAUCAUAUACAUUAAACUUUUUCUUGUCGCUCGACAACACGCAGCGAGCAUAAACAGCCAGGCACAAGUGGCAAUGCAUCUGUCAAGUUUCACAAGCAUGGCUCGAAUCAAGAACUUAGCCAUCAAAACCUUUUACGUAUAUCUUGUAUUUUUGUUGUGUUAUUGUCCGUACCUAAUCACUUUAACUGUUUUGCUAGCGAUUCCUCAGCCGAAUGCGGCGAUAAAGGGAGCCAUACAACUUACAACAGUUGUAAUGCUGCUCAAUUCAUCGUUAAAUCCAGUCGUUUUCGGUAGGAAAAUGAAAGAAGUUCGACAGAUCGUUAAGAAUGAUUUAAAA